UAAAAAAGUUAUAAUUAUCAUCAGGGCCGGCUCAACAUUGUUAGGAGCCCUACGGAAAAAUUUAUUUUUACCCUCUAAAAUUUAUAUUAAAUAAUAUUUAAUAUAUUUUUAAAAUUUAAUCAGUAAUAUUUUAUAUAUUUUGUAAUGAAAAUAAAACUAUAUAUAUAUCAACUAAUUUUGGGGACCUUUUAGUUUUUUUUUUUAUAAUUUUUUAUAUAUAAAAAUAUAGAUUUAUAAAAAAAUUAGACCCCUUAAUUAUUAUUAUACAUGGAAACACGGGCUUGGGUCCGGAGCAGUCGCACCACUUGUCCUCCCUUGUUAGUCGGCCCUGAUUAUCACAAAUGUGUUCUCUUCCUUUCAUGUAAUACUUUUAUAUAAGUAAUAAUGUGAAUAUAAUUUAUCAAAUCAUGUGUUAGAAUAAUAAUUAUAUUAGUUUAUAUAUUUAAAGCUUUAAAUAUAAUCAAAAUAUAUAUGUAUUUAUAUAUUGUCGGAUCGGAUCGGAUAUCCGCUUUCCAAAGAAAUAAUAUUUGUGAUUUGCUUCAAUUUUAACAAAUAUUGAUUUUUAGUAUUUGCUAAGCUUCGAAAGUUUAUGGAUAUCCAAAAAUGAUCGAAUCAGAAUGAAUCACGAAUCGAAUCAAAUUUAACGGAUAAAAUGUUCAGCCCUUGUUUUGUCCCAUUCGAGUUCAGAUUAAAAAUAAAAAUAAUGAAAACAAGAUGGCAAUUUCGUAAUUUGCCAGUCUGUUUUGAAAACAAUGAUUUGAUUCUCUCGUACACCAUCGCCUAUUGAUCCACGUGGCAAACAAGAUGGCAAUUUCGUAAUUUGUUGAGAUCGUCAGUCACACUCACACACGCACGCAAAAGGUAAUAUCUGUGAGUGACGGCCUAAACUACUUUUUGAUUAUAUAUAAAGAAGCACGCAGGUCGAGAGUAGAGUGAGAACAAAAUAUUCACAAAUAUGGAUCAAGAGGUAGAUGCUGUAAACGCACAGAUUGCAGGGGAAAACAGGAUGCCAGGGAUCCGAAAUCUUCAAACUAAUCACAGCCAUCAUCCUAGGGUUGGACUCAUCAUCCAGGAAUCCUUGACCCGCUGGCUCACUGGCCCGGAGAUCUACAGGAUUCUCAGGCGUAGACGAUCCUUGACAGUCUCCAGCGACGAAAAUCCACACCAUGGGGUCAUCGGCCUGUACCUAUUCUACUGUCCACGCUUUUACAAUUACACGAAUGGGUUACACGACACGCGCACUUUCCAACACAGCCAUCGCGGGCACACUAUCCGUGUCACCCAGUCACGCCCUGCCAUUCCCCCAGCUCCGACUUACUGCCGCAGGAUGUACCGGUGCAGCACAAGGUACGGUCGGUUUCUCCUGGUUCACUACCGCAAUGAGUAGGAGGAGCUCGUGAUCUCAUCUCCCACGUCCACGUCUAUCAUCAUCAUCUCUUCUCCCACGUCCACGUCUCUCAUUUUCUAUUAUCAAACUUAUACCUAUGCAUAUGUUAUUUUAUCUCAUUUUCUAUGUAUUUCAGUUUCGGGAUCUAUUAUCAAACUUAUACCUAUGCGCAUAUGUUAUUUUAUCUUUGGUUACUAUUAUGAAAUGAUAAACAUCCUUGUUAUGUCA
This is a messenger RNA of Brassica napus (rape), 1615 nucleotides long. RefSeq lists its product as uncharacterized. The transcript has 3 exons. The record is from RefSeq and is a predicted model, not a curated record. The coding region runs from base 956 to 1387 and encodes 143 amino acids. Lineage: Eukaryota; Viridiplantae; Streptophyta; Magnoliopsida; Brassicales; Brassicaceae.